GCAAAGGCGAUAAGAGUGUCCCACCAAUUCGAUCCUAAUUUUUCGGGAGUGUGUUAAAAAGUGUCAAAUAAAAAGAAAAGUCAUUUAAAAAAAGAAAUAUGAGUGAUCAAAAUGAGAAUGCUGCUGUUCAAGCAGAUGCUCCAUUACCUGAAACCUCGCAACAGUUCGUUCCACCAACACCCAGCUCCAAUGCCACAACUCCUACUUCAUCUGUGAGCGGUGCUCCUGUUAGCCGCUUAAAGGCACCCACAAACUUUAGCGGAUCAUCGUCUUCUGUGUCGAAAAUCGGCAGACCAUGCUCGCACUCGGCUCCAAAAGCAGGACCACCACCAAGAGAUACAAGCAGCAUGAGUCGUGAAAGCGAUGACAAUUUGAGCUCAAUCAAUUCACAAUACACAGACCUGUAUCAGGAGACAGUAAAACGUUUCACACGUUCGUCAUUGUCACCCGAGAUGGAUCGAUUUUCACCAUCGCGCUAUUCGUUUAAAUCCAAUUCUCCAUACGAUUUUUACAUAGAGGCCACUGGCCGACGACGCAGUUCAGAUCAAGGCGCUGUAUUGACACAUGACACAGAGCAGUUCAUCAUUGGCCAAAGAGUUUGGGUGGGUGGAAUACGUCCCGGACAAAUAGCCUACAUUGGCGAGACACACUUUGCACCGGGUGAUUGGGCUGGAGUGGUCUUGGAUGAUCCAAGUGGUAAAAACGAUGGUUGUGUUGCCGGCAAACGCUACUUUCAGUGUGAACCCAAACGUGGCAUUUUUUCUCGCUUGACUCGCCUUACACUGGCUCCAUUGCCAGGAGCUCAGACACCAACCUCACCCUUAUCAAAAAUGUCUCCCGAUCGUUCUCGCACAGUAUCACCCACAGCCAGUAUACACAGCUCAUUCCAACGUAGUCCUGGAAAAAAUGGAUUGACUGUUGGCGAUCGCGUUAUUGUGUCUUCCGGCUUUGGCAGCCGUCCUGGUAUUCUGCGCUACUUGGGCGAAACACAAUUUGCUUCCGGUAAUUGGUGUGGCAUUGAACUUGAUGAAGGAACGGGUAAAAACGACGGAUCCGUUGAUGGCAUUAGAUAUUUCGAAUGCAAACCCAAAUUUGGUGUCUUUGUGCCAAUUGCAAAAGUUUCAUUGUCACCAUCGUCGAAGAAGGCGCGACUUUCCCGGACCGGAUCCCGUGAAUCUCUUACAUCAAUUGGCACCAUGAACAGCAUUGCCACGACGAACACAUCGCGAUUGCGCUUGAAUGCCCAGCAGCGCAAAUCGUCGUCAGCUAAACCCGUUGCUGUAACAACGCCAAAAGCACAAUUUUCGAUGCAGGAUAUUUUGCGUGAGAAACAACAACAUAUUGAGCAACUAAUGAUCGAGCGUGAUUUGGACCGUGAGGACUCACAGAAUCAGGCCUUGCAGUACCAGAAGAAUAUCAACGAGAAAUUACUUAGCGAUGCUGAUCGUUGGGCAAGACUCAUUGCACGCCGUAGCUUCCGUUUGGCCGAUCUGCGCCGAGAGUUCCGCGGCUGGAGCGGAAACCAUGAGAAGCACUGCAUCCUUCAUAGUGUACUCUCACCUUUGCGCAUUAAGUAAACUGAGCGCACCUAGCACCAGCUGACUUAUGAAGAAGAUAACCACCAAUGAUGCCCCGUUCUCGACGCAUUGAACGUAUCCAUGCAUGCCCCAACGCGUGUCAAAGAGAAAAACAGUCAAUUCAACAAAACUGAGAAAGAAAUGAGCUGAAGCUGACCAAUCGACCAACCGACCUGUACCUCUUAGUUUUUUUUGCUCCUUAGUGCUCAAAAAUAAGAACGACUAUGGAUAAUCUCCAAGUGCAGAUUUCCUACAUUCUUUUUGUUUCGAAACCAAAUACACAGAACUACUGAAUCUUAUGCUCGUUCCAAGACCAAAUACAUAUUCCACAUUCCUCGGCCCCCAACGAAAUGCAAAUCCCCAGUGGGGAUUUUGUAAAAUACUUUAAUUAAAAAUUUCUUUUUUUCAGAAAGAUUUUAUAUUUAGACCAUUUGUUUUAAUGUGUGCCCAUCCGGCUGCCGAAGAUUCUUGUAGUUUCGGAUGGCCAUACAACCUGACUCUACUGUUACCAGAGAAAAGAAAAAAUCAAAAAAAAAACAAAUCCCACGAUCUAAGCGAAUUUUAUUGCUUCUGUUAUUAUUUAAACCUUUUAUAUAUAUAUAUACGAUGGUUAUACAUUAUUUUUUGUAAAUGUUAUAUUAUAUGCUAUUAAUUAUUAUCUACUUACUUGUAUGUACUUGUACGCAUUCAUUCUCUGAUC
Molecule: messenger RNA, 2277 nt
Organism: Stomoxys calcitrans (stable fly)
Lineage: Eukaryota; Metazoa; Arthropoda; Insecta; Diptera; Muscidae
Gene: CLIP-190
Product: restin homolog
Exons: 11
Coding region: 99-1577 (492 amino acids)
Source: RefSeq, a predicted model, not a curated record